GACGGCUUCGACCUCCAAUUCGGCACCAACGUUAUUGGUCACUUCCUCUUCACCGAGCUGCUCAUGCCCGCGCUCCUCGCCGGCGCGCAGAGCUCGCCUGACCACCACGCACGCGUCAUUAUGACCUCCUCCUCCGGCGCGAUGCUCGGCGGGAUUGACCUCGACUCCGUCCGCGACGGUCCAGCCCGG
Molecule: messenger RNA, 189 nt
Organism: Fomitopsis serialis
Lineage: Eukaryota; Fungi; Basidiomycota; Agaricomycetes; Polyporales; Fomitopsidaceae
Exons: 2
Source: RefSeq, a predicted model, not a curated record